AAUUCAGCCAAGUCUUUACGAUAUUUUAGCACAGAUGACUGCAAUGGGAAGAAAUCUCAAGCAAAGAAGUUGAGUUUGAAAAAUGUCGAUGUGACGGGAAAAAAAGUUUUUAUGAGAGUGGACUUUAAUGUACCCAUGAAAGAUGGUAAAAUAACAAACAAUCAACGUAUUGUGGCUGCCCUUCCAAGCAUAAAAUAUGCUUUGGAUAAAAAGUGCAAAGUCUUUAGUUUUGGCUUCCCACUUGGGACGUCCUGAUGGCAAAAAGGACAAGAAGUUCAGCCUGGAGCCGGUGGCCAAGGAGCUGGAGAAGGUGCUGGGAAAGCCGGUCUGUUUCCUAGAAGACUGUGUCGGUGAUCAGACUCUGGAAGCUCUGAAGGAUCCGCCCGAAGGCAGCGUCCUGCUGCUGGAGAACCUACGCUUCUACGCCGAGGAGACGGGCAGCAGCAAGGAUGAGAACAAGAAGAAGGUCAAGGCCGAUCCCCAGAAGGUCAAGGAGUUCCGGGCCAAGUUGGCGCAGCUUGGCGAGAUUUAUGUGAAUGAUGCCUUCGGAACCGCCCAUCGUCCGCACAGUUCCAUGAUGGGCGAUGGCUACAAGGUGCGUGCCGCCGGCUUCCUUUUGGACAAGGAACUCGAGUACUUUGCCAAGGUCCUCCACAAUCCAGCGACUCCCUUUUUGGCAAUUUUAGGAGGCGCCAAGAUAGCAGAUAAAAUUCCACUGAUUACCAAUCUCCUGAAUAACGUAUCCGCCAUGAUAAUAUCCGGUGGCAUGGCUUUUACAUUUCUAAAAGUCCUCAACAACAUGGAGAUUGGAAAGUCCCUGUUCGACGAGAAGGGAGCCAAAAUGGUAGAUGAUAUUGUCUGCAAGGCAAAGGAUAAGAAUGUGAAUAUACUAUUUCCGGUUGACUUCGUGAUCGCCAACAAGAUCGACCAGAAGCCGGAUAAAAUCGAUUUUGUUGAGGCUACCAAGGGCAUACCAAAGGAUAUGAUGGGUCUGGAUCAUGGCGAGAUAUCCAGUGCCCUGUUUGCAGGCGCCAUUUGUGCAUCCAAAACGAUAGUUUGGAAUGGGCCGCCUGGUUUGUUCGAGAACGAGUUAUUCUCCCAGGGCACCCAGUCCAUGUUGGAGGCGGUAAUCGGAGCCACUAAAAGGGGAGCCACCACAAUUGUGGGCGGAGGUGAUACGGCCACGGCUUGCAUGAAGUUCGGUGGAGCGGACAAGGUAUCACAUGUGUCCACCGGUGGAGGAGCUUCGCUGGAGCUGCUGGAAGGAAAGAUUCUGCCAGGAGUGGCUGCUCUCUCAGAUGCCUAAAAAUAAUCCUUAUUCUAGUUAAUUUACAUUACUAAACAGAGUUUCGCAAAAUACAAAGUUAAGUUUUA
Messenger RNA from Drosophila takahashii, 1374 nucleotides. RefSeq names its product phosphoglycerate kinase. NCBI's taxonomy places the organism in Eukaryota, Metazoa, Arthropoda, Insecta, Diptera, Drosophilidae. Gene Ontology annotation, biological process: glycolytic process; gluconeogenesis. The record is from RefSeq and is a predicted model, not a curated record. Gene Ontology annotation, cellular component: cytosol. Gene Ontology annotation, molecular function: phosphoglycerate kinase activity; ADP binding; ATP binding.